Molecule: messenger RNA, 1422 nt
Organism: Acytostelium subglobosum LB1
Lineage: Eukaryota; Evosea; Eumycetozoa; Acytosteliales; Acytosteliaceae
Exons: 3
Biological process (GO): mRNA splicing, via spliceosome
Cellular component (GO): ASAP complex; cytoplasm; nucleoplasm
Molecular function (GO): RNA binding
Source: RefSeq, a predicted model, not a curated record
AUGUCAGACAUAAAGAUGAAUGAGUCCACCACCAAUGGAGAAGGUGGAGGAGAUACACAACAACAGAGUAACAAUGGUGUUGCUCCAUUGCCACCAAUCAGACCUAGCAGAAGCAGAAGUAGAAGCAGAAGUUGGGAGAGGAGAGCUCCAUUGCCUCCACGUGCUGUCGGCUCAAGAUCACCUUCACCUCGUGGCGGCUACAGUCCAAGGAGAAGGCUCAACUCCAGAUCACCUUCACCACGAUAUGGUGGUGUCAGGAGAUCACCAUCACCAAGAUAUGGUGGUGGUGGCAGAUCACCAAUCAGAAGAGGUCGAUACUCUCCUUCACCUUCACCAGACAGACGCAGAAGAAUGUCACGAUCACCUUCACCAAUGCGACGAUCACCACUUGGCAGGAGACCAUCUCGCUCUCCUCUCGGUAGGAGAUCACCGCCACCCCCAAUGAGAAGAGGUGGUGGCGUUGGUGGCGGAAGGAGGUCAAGAUCAAGGUCACCAAUCAUGAGACGAGGAGGUGGAAGAGGCAGAUCAAGAUCACCAAUCAUGAGACGAGGUGGCUCAAGAUCACCAAUCAGAAGGUCACCAAUGAGGCGAGGAGAUUCGAGGUCACCAAUCAGAAGGGGCGACUCUAGGUCCCCAAUCAGAAGAGGUGGUGGAUCAAGGUCACCAAUUAGAAGAUCACCGAUAAGAAGGGGUGCAUCAAGAUCACCGAUUAGAAGAGGAGGAUCAAGAUCACCGAUCAGGAGAGGUGGCUCAAGGUCACCAUUAAGACGAGGCGCAUCAAGAUCACCAAUCAGGAGAGGUGGCUCAAGGUCACCGAUUAGGAGGGGCGACUCAAGAUCACCACCCAGAAGGACUCCACCAUUAAGAAGGAGAUCACCAGUCAGGCGUCAAGAUUCACGAUCACCCAUCAGAAGGAACAAGAGAUCACCCAUGGACAAUGGUACGAGGACAUCCCAGGCAAACACAGCGACUCAAGGCGAAUCAGAGAAGCGACAGUCAAGGUCAAGAUCACGGUCGGCCAGUUUGUCACCGUUGCGAGUGGAUCGAUUGACACCCAACGUUACAAAGGAGCAUAUCAAGGAGAUAUUCGAGUACUUUGGCAAGGUAAAGGAUGUAAACCUGCUCUGGGACAAAGAGAAGGAUCUUCCUCUGGGCAUCGCCUUUGUCUCGUUUGAGGACAAGGAGGAGAGAAACAAGGCAAAGAAAUAUUUGGACGGAGGACAGAUUGAUGGAAAUGUAAUUGUUGUACGAUUUAUAAAGAAGAAGAUGCCACAAAGAAAUAGAGGCGGUGGUGGUGGCGGCGGUGGAGGCAGGAAUAAUAAAUCAGGCCACUACAGACCGUACUCACCAAAUAGACGAGGAAGAUCUCCUCCUCCUAGAGCUGGAGGUGGACGACGCAAUAGAAGAUCAAGAAGUAGAUCA